Messenger RNA from Nilaparvata lugens (brown planthopper), 382 nucleotides. RefSeq names its product putative postmeiotic segregation increased 2-like protein 3. Gene Ontology annotation, biological process: mismatch repair. Gene Ontology annotation, molecular function: ATP hydrolysis activity; ATP-dependent DNA damage sensor activity. The coding region runs from base 134 to 382 and encodes 82 amino acids. Gene Ontology annotation, cellular component: MutLalpha complex. The transcript has 2 exons. NCBI's taxonomy places the organism in Eukaryota, Metazoa, Arthropoda, Insecta, Hemiptera, Delphacidae. The record is from RefSeq and is a predicted model, not a curated record.
GUUUGUUUUAGGUUAUGGAGGGAACAACAUAAAAACAUUGCAUGGAAUCGUCAAGGCUCUAAACUAUUUUUUAUAUAUUUAUUUUAAAUUUCUUUAAAAUUCCAACUUCCCUGUAUAUGUAUAUAAAUCAAUAAUGAGUUCUUCUCCACCUAGUAGCAGAGAAAUUAAAGCGAUUUCAAAAAAUGACGUACAUAGGAUCUGCUCAGGACAGGUUGUAUUAAAUCUUGCCACAGCUGUGAAAGAACUUGUUGAGAAUAGUUUGGAUGCAGGCGCUACCUCCGUUGAUGUUCUAGUGAAAGAUUAUGGCAGUGAAUUGGUUCAAGUAGCAGACAAUGGUUGCGGCGUUUUGCCUGAGAACUUCCAGGCCCUCAGUAAGUGGUGA